UGAUUAAACAAUUGGUACAGUUCGAAUCGCGGAUCUAACUCAUUGAAAACUAACCGCCGCGCCGCCAGCAAAAUGAAUCGAAUUGCGAUGGUUGUUGCUCUUGGGUUGGCCAUUGUGGCCGCCGUAAGUGGUGAGCCACCGGUCCGAUAUCAAAAGUUUGCCCGAAGAUUCGGCCGACUACAGCAGGCACCCUCAUUCGGUCGACAAACCGCAGGAUAUCAGUAUCCUAAACCGGACCAACCAUUCCCGCUGCCGGAGGAAGAAACUCCAUCAACGACGACGGUUGUUCCGGAAACGACCGCAACACCGACCACCACCGAAUUGCCAACGACAACGGCCGCUGCUACAGAUGAUUAUGAUGACGGAACCACCGUUGACCCGGAGGCUGAAACCGUCGAGGCAGAAGCUCGUGCCAUCGCAGCCCGUCUCCGUGCAGCCCGGCGUCGUCAAUCGGCCCGACUCGAGCAGCUCAAUCCCCUGCAACAGGAACAACUGGAACAGGACCAACAGCAGCAGCAGCAGCAACAACAACCGGACCAGGAACAGCUACAGCGCCCGGUGUAUCUGGUUAACAUUCCGGAGUCCACUCUGCAACGGUUAGUGCUGCUGAACCAGAACCAGUACCAGUACCAGACUGCGGCUCAACUUCAGGUUGCGGCACCCAUCGUUCAGGCCGCGGCUGCUGCUGUUCCAGCUCUCGAGGCUCAACCGGCUGCUGCUGCUGCAUUGCCCAUCGUUGGACCACAGGUGUACAUUACCGACUACGGACUGAUCUACGCCAAAAAGUAAAUUUAUGGCCCCCCUUCGCUUCUAAUUCUAUACGGAACCAAGCCACCGACCGGUUGUCGUUUGGGAGGAGUUUAGUAAGAUGCAAAUGGGGUCUAAUGCUGAGAUAUAAAUACCUACCU
Molecule: messenger RNA, 908 nt
Organism: Uranotaenia lowii
Lineage: Eukaryota; Metazoa; Arthropoda; Insecta; Diptera; Culicidae
Exons: 1
Coding region: 73-789 (238 amino acids)
Source: RefSeq, a predicted model, not a curated record